GGCCAUCCCAGCCCCCGAGCCCAGCUAUAUGCUCCAGCGAGCCGCUCGCUUCCCACGCUCUCUCGCCCCCGUUGUUGUUCCUUCCAAGUCGUCGUCUAGCUCUCGCGCUGUUUGAUUCGAUUCUUAUCACCAGCCGCUGCACAGGUUCCUUCGAUCGAUCGUGGCGCCCGGCAUGCCAUCGGCGGCGCUGGCUGCCGUUCCGGUACCGGACACGCUGUCCCCGCCGCCGCAGCACCACCACCAGUACCACCGCGGCCGGCUGCGCUCCCCGCUGGCGGCCAACGGCGGCGGAGGGGGGAACUUCGAGCUGCGGCACUGGCGGACGCCGCUGAAGCGCGCUCCGUCCUGCCCGCCGCCGGCGAUCGAGAUCCCCACCGGCGGCGAGGGCGAGGGGGGCGGGCACGGGUACACGAGCCUGCGGGACAUCCUGUCGUCGUCUCCGGCGAAGGCGGGGUCCCCUGCCGCGGCCUGCGGCGUCCUGGGCGGCGCCGGCAGCAGCUGCGGUGACAUCCACAUGAUCCGGCACCCGCUGGUGAAGCACGCGGCGUACGCCUACCUGCAGAUGACGCCGUCCGCCAGGGAGGACCCGGCCGCCGCCCGCCGGAGCCGGCGGUGGCGCGGCCCGCUCUGCCGCCUCCUGCUCGGCUGCCUCAGCUUCUUCGGAGCGCUCUUCCGCCCGUGAACUCCUCUCCGGCCGGCGAACAUGCGGGUUCUAGCUUUGGUUGCACACCUCAAUUCUCUUCUUUCUCUUUUCUGUGAUUGAUUAGAAUUUUUGUUUUCUAGAAUUUUCCGGCUUAUCUUUGCGGUUGUAAUUUGUUGUAAAUAAUUUGGUAGGAUUAGACACAAAGAGGGAUGAUGAUAACAACAAGGGGAAUGAUUAAUGUCAUACUACUAACAAAGCUGAUUACUCGUCAUGAA
Molecule: messenger RNA, 918 nt
Organism: Brachypodium distachyon (stiff brome)
Lineage: Eukaryota; Viridiplantae; Streptophyta; Magnoliopsida; Poales; Poaceae
Exons: 1
Coding region: 173-682 (169 amino acids)
Source: RefSeq, a predicted model, not a curated record